Molecule: messenger RNA, 2236 nt
Organism: Alternaria rosae
Lineage: Eukaryota; Fungi; Ascomycota; Dothideomycetes; Pleosporales; Pleosporaceae
Exons: 2
Coding region: 140-2236 (698 amino acids)
Source: RefSeq, a predicted model, not a curated record
GGUGAAACUGGUAAACUAUACCUAUAGGGGCUUAGUCGAUGGAUUCGAACAUUCAAAUUAGCGCGGCUCUUCCCUAAACUAAAAUCAGCACUCCGACAAAUCACUUUGCUCUACACCAACUCCCACCAACGAUAACAAGAUGAACGAAACACUCAGGGAACUCCGUCGCGAUCUUGCCAACAAGUACCGACAGCAUGGCCCCCGGAUCGAAGAGAGGUGGCGUUCGCUCAGUCAAGAACAACGCAAGAAGAUCAUGCAGGCUGGCUCUCGCGAUGGCGCUGUCUUGAAGCAUGCUGAAGAUACGAGCCUGGAGAAUGUCUACAAGUUCAUUCCCGAAUGGAAUCUACGCGACAUUACUGCACCCUCAUCAAACUUCUUCCUCGACAUGCUAAAGCACCGGGCCACCCUACCACUCAAAGACCAAUACGCGACUGGAUUCAAUGGACGUCCAGGCGAUCACGCGCACAUAGUCGAUAUGAUGCAGAGGAAGAACCUACGACUGCAGAACGCCGACCAAUACAUGAAUUGUUACACGCUCUUCCUGACAGAGGACGGCUACGGUGAAUCGGUCGAGAUCCUCGCAGAAAAGCGAGAAGAGGUUCUCGCAAACAUGAAGGCGGCUAUCCAAGCUCAGGUCAUAGUACCGCAAGCUACUGGCGAGCUAAUUCUUAUGCGACAGAUAAACCUGCUGCAGCUACUCAACUUUAGCAUUGAAGGCAUUCUCGAUACCGCGUCUACCACGCGGACCCAGGCGAAGCGCCCGAAGAAACCAGCCGACGAGGCGACUGCAGCUUUAGCAAAGUUGUCCGUACACUCAGCUCCGAAGAAGGUCGAACUCUCAGACCUCGUUGGAGUGGCUCACGAUCAGGUGUCGUCGCGUGAAGACAUCGUUAGUCUCAUUGCCACUGAGCCUACGGUCCUAGCCCAUGAAGUCAACUUUUGUUUCUUCAGUAGGCCAGAACUUGUGGCCGACGAGAAGGGCCGUAUGUUGCCUGUACAUACAGAUAAAUACAUCAGCGGUGCUGUAUUGGAUGCCGUCCAGAACUCGGUAAAGACUGCUGCCACAUGGAACUACGUUGGCCGUCUCAUGGAAUUACUGAAGGGGACAUCAGACAAACAGUUCCGAGCGACUAUCCUCAAUGAAUUGUCAAACACUUGCCACCUGGAAUAUCUGCGCGCCCAGAAUGGAUUCAAACGUAGUGUGGCUGUUGGUUUGGGAGGCAGCAAAUGGUUCAAGCGCAUGUCGACCGCACAGAAAGACGGCAUUCCGCGGAUCUUGCUGAAGAGAAGCCCCGAGUCUUUCACAGUAGAGAACCCGCAAUUACACUACAUGCUCCGGCUCUGUCAGGACGACAUAAGCUGGUCUGGGGCUGCACAAUGGCUUCAGAAGCUGGAGGACCUCCAUCGAGCUCACCCGCUAGAGCGAGACAAUCUCUCGGAGCGGGAGUACGACUGCCUUGGAGACUUGGCCAUCAUCGUCACCUUCAUUCAGUCUCUCUCGUCAGUCGCGCAAUUACCCACACCAAACCACAAGAAAAGCCAGCCAUUCGUACCAGGAUACACAUCUUUGGACAAGGAACUAAAGUCACUGAAAGACGGCAUAGAUCUCGGCGAGUACGCUAUUCCGAUCGACAACUUGCUGGAGCUGGGUAUGGCUGAGGGCGCUCUGGCAACGCUGGAUCAGUAUAUUGUGGAGAAGACGGGUACGAAGCUCGGCUUUCUUUACCAAGAUCUAGUUGAGAACUGUGCAUCUAGCAUCCAGCAACAGCACGAGCAGCAAAAGGCAAAAGCUAGUCAAGGCCAAGCCGAGUACAGGGCACCAACAGCUCCCGAGACCCCAGCAUCGAACAUCGGGCAGCGCAAGCAGAAGGAGAAGACGCGACCGGCGCAAAAUCCCAUCUACGAAAUAACGCCACAAGCCACCAUUAAUGAUCAGCCCGCUUCGUCAAAAGAGACCUUUUACGUCAAGCCAUCCACUGCCGCCGUCUUCUCGUCGCUGUUCUCGAGGUCAUCGGCAGCUCGGAGCCCAGCGCUCGGCUCUGCUCCUAACACGAUACGUAUGGUCGCGACUGGGGGCGUGAUUCAAUCGAAAACCAUGAAUGUGCAAGACUUCGAUGCAUGCUCCGAUUUUCUCAUUCCUCGAACGCGCUUUGCGCGAACGACAACCACUCUAAGUGUGAUAUUAGUUCGCGACAUUGAUUUGGCGUGUCGACUGUCUUAUUUCCGCGCCAGAUGA